AUGAGCUUUUUUGGGAGGUUUUCUACCAAGUUCAUUUUCAUGAAAGUGAUGCAUUUUCACCUUAUAAUUGUCUUGCAGUUUAUGUUUGUUUUUAACAGUGCGGCACUGAUAUGCGCCCUGCAGUUUGACAUCAUACGGCGGGGGAGUCCUCUUGCAGCAACCCCACCCCCACAUAUAUAUAGAAGCUUCGAUGUUUCAGGAGUCGAAAACAUGUCGCUGACGUCGAGUUCGAAAGAUAUGCCGCCUGAAAAGGAGGAGGUCAGUGUUUUGCAAGAUAAUAAUGAAAUACCCUCAUUUUUGGGAUUGAGAGGUAGUAAAUUGCAUAAUGCGGUCGCGGGAAUGUGUGGUGUUGGUUUCUUGUUGUUCGGUUAUGAUCAAGGUGUGAUGUCCAGUUUGUUAACUUUGGGCGCUUUCAAGGACACUUUUGAGGUCUACAGAAAUGGAAAUCCAACUAUGCAAAGUUUUAUUAUUGCCAUCUACGAAAUUGGUUGUAUGGUUGGCGCUCUCUCAACUCUUUAUUUGGGAGAUAAAUAUGGCAGAGUUAGGUUGGUGUUUGCUGGCGCUUUUAUUAUGUUGAUAGGUGGUGCACUUCAAGGCUGUGCCUAUACUGUUGCUCACUUGAUUGUUGCAAGAGUCGUAUCUGGAAUUGGAAAUGGUUUGAUUACCAGUACAGUUCCGGUAUGGCAAGCUGAAAUCGCCAAGCCUGAAAAGCGUGGUAAGCUUAUUGCACUUCAAGGUGCUCAAAUUACUUUGGGAAUUGCAAUCUCGUACUGGAUUGAUUUUGCAUUUUACUUUACAGACCCAAGUCCUGCUGCAUGGCGGGUUCCUGUAUCACUCCAAUGUGUUUUCCCAUUAGUAAUUCUUCCUCUUGUGUUGAAAUUACCUGAAUCUCCACGUUGGUUGAUUCGAGUAAGAAGAGAAGAAGAGGGUAGACGAGUAUUUGCGGCUUUAUUGGAAAAACCGGUAGACGAUUAUUUGGUAAAUCAGCAUAUGAAUGAAGUGGAGGAAUCGUUAGCUGCAGAACGUGCACUUGGUGGUGAGACUUUCCUGAUGAAAAGGCUUUUUACCCAAGGUGAAAAGAGAAAUUUUCACAGACUUUGCUUGGCUGGCUGGGCUCAGCUUAUGCAACAGAUUUCAGGUAUCAAUUUGAUCACCUACUAUGCUGGAACAAUUUUUGAAAAAUAUAUUGGAAUUGAUCCUCUUCCAUCCCGGAUUUUGGCGGCGUGUAAUGGUACUGAGUACUUUUUGGCGUCGUUGAUUCCAUUGUGGACAAUUGAAAGAUUUGGUAGACGUCCACUUUUAUUGAUCGGCACUGCAGGUCAAUGUCUUAGUAUGGUGGUUUUAACUAUCACGACAAAAGUAUCUGAUAAUCAGGGCAAGUCUCAACCCCCAGCCAUAGCCGCGGCGGUAUUCCUUUUCGUGUUCAAUUCGUUUUUCGCAAUUGGUAUGUUGAGUAUCACUUGGUUAUACUCUCCGGAAGUGAAUUCAAUUGAGAUCAGAGCUCCAGCUGCUGCCAUAUCCACCGCGUGUAACUGGAUUUCCAACUUUGCAAUUGUAUUGAUUACAAUUCCAGCUUUUGACAACAUCAACAGUUUCACUUAUCUCGUUUUCGGGAUGAUUAACUUUCUCAUGUUGCCAGUAAUUUAUUUCUUGUUCCCAGAAACAGCAGGAAGAAGUUUGGAGGAAAUGGAUCUUAUUUUCAAGCAAACCCCAGUGUGGAAACCAUGGCAAGCUGUCAAGAUUGCACGAGAAAUGCCAUUUAUUCAUGCUGGAGCUAUGGAAGAUAUUGAAGAAAAGAGAAUGGCGGAAUUUGAACAUACAGAACACGCAGGAUUGUUUGAGGAUAAUUCCAUCACAGAGAAAAUGUCAAUGAAAAACGACAAAAAUUCAAUCUAA
This is a messenger RNA of Meyerozyma guilliermondii ATCC 6260, 1896 nucleotides long. It is a transcript of the gene HGT13, whose product is annotated as Hgt13p. Gene Ontology annotation, molecular function: carbohydrate:proton symporter activity. The transcript has a single exon. Lineage: Eukaryota; Fungi; Ascomycota; Pichiomycetes; Serinales; Debaryomycetaceae. The record is from RefSeq and is a predicted model, not a curated record. Bases 1 to 1896 code for a protein of 631 amino acids. Gene Ontology annotation, cellular component: membrane. Gene Ontology annotation, biological process: transmembrane transport; carbohydrate transport.